Molecule: messenger RNA, 384 nt
Organism: Epithele typhae
Lineage: Eukaryota; Fungi; Basidiomycota; Agaricomycetes; Polyporales; Epitheliaceae
Exons: 3
Coding region: 1-384 (127 amino acids)
Source: RefSeq, a predicted model, not a curated record
AUGGAUGCCGACAGCUUCCAGCUGUACUCCGUCGUCGCUACAGCAGCACUGGUUCGCCUCUGCCUAACAAGUCAGCCAACCUGGAACGACACCGAUGGGGACUGGGACGUCAACGAUUUCGUCAACGGUUUACUCGAGUCCGUGCGGGCCGUGGCAGAAGCCCAACUGGGCUAUGAAGCUGGAGGUCUUGGUGGGUCAAUUUCACUGCUCAUCGAGACAUCGACUGACUUAUACUACCUCAGGGAGCUUUUUGGGAACGGCCACGAAAAGCGUGCAGACCGUCCCCCGACCACAGGCGAUCAGAUGCUUGAAGAGAGCGACAGCGAAGCGGAGACCUGCGACAUCGAUGAGCCUUUCGGCGACGCGUCGGGCGGCAAGGAUUGA